AUGAAGCUCAGCGUCAUUGCGCUUGCCACGGCGGCCCUGGCUGCCCCGGCCUCCAAGAUGGUGGUUCAUGAGUCGAGAGAUGCCACUCACGUUGGCUACACCAAGGGCGCUGCCGCCGACUCCAACACUCGCGUGCCUGUCCGUAUCGCUCUCAAGCAGCGCAACCUGGACAAUGCCAUGGACCUGCUGCUGAAGGUCUCCGACCCCAACUCGGCCGACUACGGCAAGCACUACACCGAGGACCAGGUCGUUUCCACCUUUGCUCCCGAGACCGAGACGGUCGAUACCGUCAAGUCUUGGCUGGUGGCCAGCGGCAUCCCCGCCGACGGCAUCAAGCUCAGCCAGAACAAGGGCUGGCUCACCUUUGAGACCACCACUGGCAAGCUCGAGACUCUGCUCGACGCCAAGUACAGCCAGUACAGCCACCCUACCCGCAAGGGCACCUACAUCGGCACCGACACGUACAAGCUGCCCAGCUCCGUCGCCGACCACGUCGACUUUGUCCAGCCCGCCGUCGCCCUCGGCGCCCAGGACAAGAUCCAGCGCAAGCUGCCCAGCGUGCCCUUCUGGCCGCUCGACCAGACCCUCGCCGUCAGCGCGUCGACCUGCCCGACCAAGAUCACGCCGACCUGCCUGCGCUCCAUGUACAACUUCAGCCAGGGCACCCUCAAGGACGCCUCCAACGACCUCGGCAUCUACGAGGAGGCCGGCGAGCAGUACAUCCAGUCGGACCUCAACUCCUUCUACGCAAAGUACGCCAGCUACGUCCCGCGCGGCACCGCGCCCAAGAACGCGCCCGUCAACCAGCAGUCCGGUACCCAGGACAGCGGCGAGGCCGACCUCGACUACGAGAUGGCCGUCCCCAUCAUCUACCCCCAGGGCACAGUCAACUACGAGGUCGGCGUCCCCGACGACGCCCUCAGCUUCUUCGACCCUCUCCUCGAGGCCCUCGACGGCUCCUACUGCAACGACAGCGGCGAGUGCGGCAAGUACAAGUCCACCAACGUCAUCUCCAUCUCGUACGGUGUCGACGAGGCCGACUUUAGCGCCAGCUACGUCAAGCGCCAAUGCAACGAGUGGAUGAAGCUCGGUCUUCAGGGUGUCUCUGUCCUGAUCUCCUCCGGAGACUCUGGCGUUGCCAGCCGUGAGCGCGAGUGCCUUGGCAGCAACCAGGACGUCUUCGUUCCCGGUGUUCUCGGCGGUUGCCCGUACAUCACCUCGGUCGGCGCCACUCAGCUCCCCGCCGGAUCCAGCCCCGGCGAUGCCGAGACGGCCGUCAUGGACCGCUUCUCGUCCGGUGGUGGUUUCAGCAACGUCAACGCCGCUCCCGACUACCAGAAGGCUGCGCUCGCCACGCAACACGACCCCGGCUACAAGUCGUACAACACCACCGACGGCACCAUCCCCAACAACGGCGGCAUCUACAACCGCGCCGGCCGCGGCUACCCCGACGUCUCCGCCAACGGCCUGUACGGCGUCGUCGUCGUCAACGGCCGCGAGGGCACCAGCGGCGGCACCUCCCAGUCCGCCCCCAUCUUCGCCGCCCUCAUCAACCGCAUCAUCAACGAGCGCAUCAAGGCCGGCAAGCAGGGCCCCCUCGGCUUCCUCAACCCCACCCUCUACCAGAAUCCCGGCAUGUUCAACGACAUCACCUCCGGAGACCAGCACCUCGGCGGUCCCAACGGCGACGGCGCCCCCAGCGAGUGCGGCAACAACGGCUUCUCCGCCGUUCCGGGCUGGGACCCCGUCACCGGCCUCGGCACUCCCAACUACGCCAAGCUGCUUUCUGUAUUCCUCAAGAACUAA
Cordyceps fumosorosea ARSEF 2679 is the source of this 1806-nucleotide messenger RNA. RefSeq names its product Peptidase S8/S53, subtilisin/kexin/sedolisin. NCBI's taxonomy places the organism in Eukaryota, Fungi, Ascomycota, Sordariomycetes, Hypocreales, Cordycipitaceae. Gene Ontology annotation, molecular function: serine-type endopeptidase activity; tripeptidyl-peptidase activity. Bases 1 to 1806 code for a protein of 601 amino acids. Gene Ontology annotation, biological process: proteolysis. The record is from RefSeq and is a predicted model, not a curated record. The transcript is spliced from 4 exons.